Molecule: messenger RNA, 1165 nt
Organism: Athene cunicularia (burrowing owl)
Lineage: Eukaryota; Metazoa; Chordata; Aves; Strigiformes; Strigidae
Exons: 2
Coding region: 208-885 (225 amino acids)
Source: RefSeq, a predicted model, not a curated record
UCUGCGCUCCUGCUGGGGAGGGAGGAUAGGGAAGACUGGAAGCACCCAAAAGAUUUGCUGCAUUUUUCUCUCCUGGCUCGUUUGCUCGCUGUCACCCAGACCAGGCUGACGCCACGCUCCUCUCCUGAUUUCCACCCUCGCCAGGCUGGGAGUGGGGAGCAGUCAACCCUUCCGCCGUCCCGGCUUGGGGCCAGCAGCCGCCCAAGGAUGGGGCUGCCCGUUGCUCCCUCGGUGAGGCCGGGAGCCCCGCUCUGCCGGGCAGAGCUCCCACAGCAGCGACUGAUGGUUUCUGCUGGAGCAGUGGUUACCUUCGCGGGGUUUCAUUCCAGUUUCCUCAGUGACAUCCGUGGGGCUGGAGCGGGACAGCGGCCAGGUCGUCCCUCCAUGACCAAGUCGCUGCAUCUCCCACACUUGGGACAUGACAGCGUGGCUCCGUGCCUGGACCCUCCAUAUCUGUCCCCCCGGGGUGGCUUCGGGGGGCUCGGGAGAACCCGACGGCUGCUCCGUGCGGAUCGCUGGGGACUGCGCCGUCCACACCGCCGGCGGUGCCAGGCACGUCCCCGUCCCCAGGCUCUCCCGUCCCCCCCGGAGAGCCGCGCUCGGCGGAGCAGCCGGACCCUUCAGGACUGUCAGCGGAUGAUUAAUGACCAACAACUCCGAAACUGCCCCCAUUGCCAGUUUGGGUGUUGUUUGACCCGGUGCUUAAUGAGUUCAGACACAGCUCAAGCCACUCCUCGCGGGCAGCUGGGCAGUAUCCUGGAGCCUGCUGGGGGGGGGCACGCACGUGUGUCCCCCCAAACCGCCCUCUGCUCCCACCGCUCUUUAGCGUCUCGCUUGGGGGUACAACAUCGGGGACCACACCAAACUACUGCAAGAAACCCCUAAACUAAACCCCAGCUGCUGGCGCGGGCCAGGCAGGGGUGCCGGAUCCAUGGCGGGGGUGCUGGGUCCCGAGGGGGUGGUUCUGGAUUUGGGGUGAUGCCUCAGCGAACCCGCAGCGAUGGGCAGUGCAGGCACCGGCCCCUCGGCUCCCCCCGAUCCUGCUGCCUCUGUGGGAUUCAUGGGGAAGAGCCUUUCAGGGGGGGUCAGCGCCCAGCCGGGCUUUUGACCGACAGCCACAUUCCUUUGUCCUGAUUUUAUUCGUUAGCAGCGUUUGGCCUGGACA